Molecule: messenger RNA, 1872 nt
Organism: Cynocephalus volans (Philippine flying lemur)
Lineage: Eukaryota; Metazoa; Chordata; Mammalia; Dermoptera; Cynocephalidae
Product: kelch repeat and BTB domain-containing protein 2-like
Molecular function (GO): protein binding
Source: RefSeq, a predicted model, not a curated record
AUGUCCACUCAAGACACGAGACAGAUCAAUACUGAAUAUUCUGUGUCCUUGUUGGAACAGUUCAAACUGUUUUAUGAACAGCAACUGUUUGCUGACAUAGUGUUAAUUGUUGAGGGCACUGAAUUCCCUUGUCAUAAGAUGGUUCUUGUAACAUGUAGCUCUUAUUUCAGGGCCAUGUUCAUGAGUGGACUGAGUGAAAGCAAACAGACACACGUACACCUGAGGAAUGUGGAUGUCGCCACCCUACAGAUAAUAAUAACUUAUGCAUACACGGGUAACUUGGUAAUAAAUGACAGCACUGUAGAACAGCUUUAUGAAACAGCUUGCUUCCUACAGGUAGAAGAUGUGUUGCAACAUUGUCGAGAAUAUUUAAUUAAAAAAAUAAAUGCAGAGGAUUGUGUGCGAUUGUUAAGUUUUGCGGAUCUCUUCAGUUGUGAGGAAUUAAAACAAAGUGCGAAAAGAAUGGUGGAACACAAGUUCACUGCUGUGUAUCACCAGGAAGCUUUCAUGCAGCUAUCACAUGACCUACUGAUAGACAUUCUCAGUAGUGACAAUUUAAAUGUAGAAAAGGAAGAAACUGUUCGAGAAGCUGGAAGGCUGUGGCUGGAGUACAACACAGAAUCACGAUCCCAGUAUUUGUCUUCAUUUCUUAGCCAAAUCAGAAUUGAUGCACUUUCAGAAGUAACACAGAGAGCUUGGUUUCAAGGUCUGCCACCCAAUGAUAAGUCUUUAGUGGUUCAAGGUCUAUAUAAGUCCAUGCCCAAGUUUUUCAAACCAAGACUUGGGAUGACUAAAGAGGAGAUGAUGAUUUUUACUGAAGCAUCUUUAGAAAAUCCUUGUCGUCUUUACUCUUCUGUCUGUUACAGUCCCCAGGCAGAAAAAGUUUACAAGCUUUGCAGCCCACCAGCUGACUUGCAUAAGGUUAGGACUGUUGUAACUCCUGAUAAUGACAUCUACAUAGCAGGGGGUCAGGUUCCUCUGAAAAACACAAAAACAAAUCACAGUAAAACAAGCAAACUUCGGACUGCCUUCAGAACUGUGAAUUGCUUUUAUUGGUUUGAUGCACAGCAAAAUACCUGGUUUCCAAAGACCCCAGUGCUUUUUGUACGUAUAAAGCCAUCUUUGGUUUGCUGUGAAGGCUAUAUCUAUGCAAUUGGAGGAGAUAAUGUAAGUGGGGAACUUAAUCGAAGGACCGUAGAAAGAUAUGACACUGAGAAGGAUGAGUGGACAAUGGUAAGCCCUUUGCCUUGUGCUUGGCAGUGGAGUGCAGCAGUUGUGGUUCAUGACUGCAUUUAUGUGAUGACACUGAACCUCAUGUGCUGUUACUUUCCAAGGUCUGAUUCAUGGGUAGAAAUGGCCAUGAGACAGACUAGCAGGUCCUUUGCUUCAGCUGCAGCUUUUGGUGAUAAAAUUUUCUAUAUUGGAGGGUUGCAUAUUGCUAUCAAUUCUGGCAUAAGACUCCCCUCUGGCACUCUAGAUGGGUUUUCAGUAACUGUGGAAAUUUAUGAUGUGAAUAAAAAUGAGUGGAAAAUGGCAGCCAGCAUCCCUGCCAAAAGGUACUCUGACCCCUGUGUUAGAGCUGUUGUGAUCUCAAAUUCCGUGUGUGUGUUUAUGCGAGAAACCCACUUAAAUGAGCGAGCUAAAUACGUCACCUACCAGUAUGAUCUGGAACUUGACAGGUAGUCUCUGCGGCAACAUAUAUCUGAACGUGAACUGUGGGACUUAGGGAGAGAUUUUCGAUGCAUUGUGGGGAAACUUUAUCCAUCUUGCCUUGAAGAAGCUCCAUGGAAACCACCAACUUAUCUUUUUUCACUGGAUGGGACAGAGGAGUUCGAACUGGAUGGAGAAAUGGUUGCACUACCACCUGCAUAG